Chara braunii is the source of this 3689-nucleotide messenger RNA. Lineage: Eukaryota; Viridiplantae; Streptophyta; Charophyceae; Charales; Characeae. The record is from the annotation of a GenBank genome assembly.
CGCAAGGAGUCCCUAUCUCGACACCUUCACUUUUCUUUGUACGUUUUAUAUCUCCUCUCUCCUCAACCUUGCCUUCCCGGAAUCCCUUCUUUGUUCUCGCUUCUGUUAGUGUAGCGGGUGCCUGGAUUGAUUGUUUGAUUGGCUGAUUGAUUGAUUGAUGAUGAUUAAUUGACGUCUCUUCUCCCGUUAUGGAUCUACGGGUUGAUUAUCAUGUCAACAACAGCGACGGGAGCACAGGUCUUUAAUUUUGCCUUGUUUCUGCGAUUGAUCAUCCGUCUUUCGUUCUCCUCUCCGUUAUUCUUUAAGGCGAUGACGCGAGUAUCAAAUUGUGCACAAGGCGAUGACUACCACCGGUUACAACUCCUCUGCACGAUCGACCAUGCUCUUCCUUCCUUUCCCUUCCUCUUUUCUUCACGGCUGUCGGUUGCUGCAUGCAGUGUUAUAGAUAGAUACAGGCUUACGUGGGUGCAGCCGAGGAGUGCUAGCACGCACACACGGUUUUAACGUGAAAGCUAUGUGGCGAAGGAAUUGGUUGAGAGAGAUGGAGGGAGAGAGAGAGAGAGAGAGACGGGUUUCUUCACCGCCCGACAGCUGUAGGUAAGGAUCACUCUAUCAGCAACACUGCCCGACACGGUGGGUUGUCUUUCGGUAAAGUCUUACCACUCGUGUUAACCAUUGUGAUUGCUAUGCUCGUCUGUCCCAAAGGCCCUUCGUAAGUUGUUCACGGUUGUAAGAGCGGCUGACGGUCGGUGGGAUGCGUUGACCUGACUCGCACUUCGGAAGUUGUUGCACUUUGAUCCUUCUCUCGGUGAUUCGGUGCUGUCAUGCGCCAGAUGUCGACGAGAAGAAGAGCACUGACUGGAGGAGCAGACCGUCUCUGUCCUAUAUUAUUCCAAGGUAGUCUGCGGUGCGACCGUUCAACAUGUGAUUUGGGGGAAACGACAGAAAUGGGAAGGGGCGAUCGACAGGUAAUGAGAGACGAGUAAAGAACGAAAACAUAUACAAAAGCGUGUGGCAAAUACCGGCAGUGACGCGCACACUGCGUGUGUGUGUGUGUGUGUGAGAGAGAGAGAGAGAGAGAGAGAGAGAGAGAUGAUUGGCAAUGUAUGGCAGAUGAGAGAUGGAAGAGGCAGGAUUUGCGUCGUUCUUUAGAUAUGAUGCGUAGACAGAAAGGGAAAGGGGCGAUCGACAGGUAGAGAGAUGAUUAAAGAACGAAAACAUAUACGAAAGCAUGUGGCAAAUACGGGCAGUGGCGCGCACACACUGCGUGUGUGUGUGUGUGUGUGUGUGUGUGUGUGCGAGAGAGAGAGAGAGAGAGAGAUGACUGGCAAUGUAUGGCCGAUGAGAGAUGGAGGAGGCUGGAUUUGCGUUGUUCUUUAGAUUUGAUGCGUAUUAGGAAGAGGAGGAUAAUCGACAAAUGAUUGCGCAGUAUUCCCUUGUAGACAGAUGGUUGUUAAAAUUCUGACUCGGUUCAGAUUUGACGGAACAUAAACUGAAGAGCGGAGGGUGGUUGCGCGGAUGGUGGAGUCUUUCACAUGUGGAGCUUGUUGGGCUGCUCGGCUAUCCAGCAACGUCAAGGCUCAAUUCUCUCUCUCUUGAGCCCUCUUCGGUGUAACAGAUAUGGAAUACAUGUACGGGUUCAUGUACGGGUUCAUGUACGGGUUCAUGUACAUAUAGCCUGCACAGUGGUGGUAUGUAAUCGGCGCUGACAAGCCCAUAUCGAAUCGUUAAGAAGCGCGAUUGAUUGAUCGAUCGAUUGAUUGAUGAAUUGGUAGAUGGAUUGUCUAGCGGUUGAUCUUGAAGUGAGCGGUUCAAAGAGCCAAUCGUUUUGCGAGGAAUACGUAACUCCUUGUGAACCACUCCGUACUGUAAUUGAACGACUCCGUACAGUAAUCCAACGACUCCGUACAGUAAUCCAUAAUGGUGUCCUAAUGAUGAAGAUCAUCUUCCCUGUAAAAUCCACUGUACAUGAACGAAUACAUUUAUAUCGUCCUCGGAUUUGUAGAUUGCAUCUUUCGCGCAUGAUUGGACUCGAGUCGAUCGAAAAAUAUUGGCGGCUUAGUGACGAAAUCCUUACAUGUAUUCUGUUCUAUGGUAGGGAAGAGUGAAGUCAAGCCUUUCGAGGUACGUAGUACCCUCUGAUUCGAUUCCAUAGGAACCACUUCGUUUAUAAUGCAAGUGUUGUAGCUUCGCGUUCUAAUUUCUUCUAUCCUUCAUUGUAAUCGGAUACUCCCCAUACUCCCCAUACUCCCCUCCCUCCCCCCCGCGCCCCCCCCUUCCCCCUGGUGCCACCGCUGUCGCUAAGUUUCUGUUAGUUCUUUUUGUUGAUUGUAUGCCCACGGUUCGUGGGGUCAAGUCCUGAUGAGCAAACACCUAGGUAAUUAGGUAUGUUGAUGAGUACAGAGGUGCGCGAGCGAGCGAGCGAGCGAGAGAGAUCAUAGGCUAGUGUAGUCGGCGGUCAGUUGAUCAGCGGGAGUUUCUGGUGGCAGGGUGUUGUUUCAAUGAAGGGGAGGAUGGGUGGAGUUGAUUGAAGGGGUUGUAGGUGAUUGGUAUGGUGGAGAAGAGAGCGCUCGUUUUUCGUUUUUUUUUUUCCAUGUCCCUUUCCGUUUUUUUUCAUUCCCUUUUGCUCGGAAGCGCAGGCUGACCCAGGUUUGCGUUUCUCUCGAUGGAGCUCGGCGCGGCGGUCGAGAAAGACUCGCGGUUGUAUUGGAUAUCAUCAUCAAGUUGGCUUGCCGACUGGUUCGCCAGAGUUCAAGUUGUACUUACAGCGCUAGCAGCAGGUUUAUGCGGACCCGUUCUUUCGACAGCAGUUGCGUCCAUGGUGGUUGUAGGACACUGGGGACUUGGAACGUUUAGAACUGGAACGUUUAUAACUGGAAAGUGGAGACAACCACAUCGGAAAAAUCCGUUGGGGGUAUGUCAAGGGGGGUGUCGCGUUGGACGUGACGGCUUGUUUGAUAAAUAUGUGGAGGUACAAGGCUGACAAUUUAGGAAUCUCGGGGCUGUAUAUAUCUUGACUAAUGAUUCUGGCAUGAUGUACGUUUUUCAUGUUUUUCGUUACGCGCGCGCGUCGCGCGCACACAGACACACACACACGUACACAACACAUAACACAUACAAAUUUGACGCACACACACGAGAGAGAGAGAGAGAGAGAGAGAGUAGGGGAAUUCUUUUGGCUUCGUGGAGUCUGGUUGGUGUCGGGCGGUAGUUGCCGUGGUCGCUGUUGAGGAGUGAGAGGAAAGAUUGCUUCGUUUUUGCUGCUUCUGGAAGCAUUCGCUGUGUUAUGUAAGGAGGUAGUCGUUUAGGUAGUACUCCGCAGAGGUAUGAUGACGUUGCUCUUACAUUGUAGUUAUCAUUACCUCUCGCCUAUUGCCGGGUUGAGUGGGCCGUGCACUCGUUCUGGUAGAGGGCUCUUUCCGGAUGCUCACGUGUGAGCUCUUUCUAUGUGUUACCUUGUUAGGGUGUGUUUUUCUGUGUAUGUGAAAAUGUGACUGUCUGUGUGCGUGUGUGUGUGUGUGUGUGUGAGAGAGAGAGAGAGAGAGAGAGAGGUAUCAUUUGGGAGUCUGUAAAGUGACUAUUGGUUCUUUGCCUGUGGUUUAUUUGACUGUUAUAAAUAAGGUUGUGAAUAUGUAAGUACGUGCGAGCUUGCUGGCAACGUCCAGCUGCGUCAGCUGUUCAUUUCCGUC